GACAGAGGAGAGCGGGGGAGACGCUCGCUUUCCCGAGCGGGGUGCGACCGUCGGUCCUCGCGUUGCGCUGGGCGUCCUGUCCCCACGCCCCUCCGCGGAGGGACUAUUUUCCCUCUGCCGCGGAAGGACUACUUCCCGCGGUGGUGUCGGGGACUGGCGGCGCGCACGGCAUGGCGGCGGCGGCGCGCGCCUGAGGAGAGGGGACGCUGGCCCGGUCAGGCCUCGGCGCGGCCUACACGCUUCGCUCGCCUGCUCCCCGCUCCCGCCCCGCGCCCGGCCAUGGCGGAGUCCUCGUCCGCCCGACGCCCGGUCCCCCUCAUCGAGUCGGAGCUGUACUUCCUCAUCGCCCGGUACCUAUCGGCGGGCCCGUGUCGGAGAGCGGCCCAGGUGCUGGUGCAGGAGCUGGAGCAGUACCAGCUGUUGCCGAAGAGGUUGGACUGGGAGGGUAACGAGCACAACAGGAGCUACGAGGAAUUGGUAUUGUCCAAUAAGCAUGUGGCUCCUGAUCAUCUGUUGCAAAUCUGCCAGCGCAUCGGUCCUAUGUUGGAUAAAGAAAUUCCACCCAGUAUUUCAAGAGUCACUUCUUUACUUGGUGCAGGAAGGCAGUCUUUGCUACGUACAGCAAAAGGUACCUUAAUUUGAAGAAGUGUUCUGCUUUGUAUUAAUAGCUUAAUAAUUAUUAUACUUGUGAAGUAAUGUAAGCAUUGUGGAAGAAAGGUGAUAUGUAACUAUAAUCAUGCUGUGGACUAUAAAAUUCUCUUCAUUUAGCAUAGAACAUUGAAUUUUAUUACGUAAGUGUUUAAUGGGUCCUUCUGCAUUUAAAAAAUUGAUAAAGAUAUAGAUGUUAAGCUAAAAAGCUUGAAUUUAUUCUGAGAUGUGUUUGAGGUUUUAUCAAUGUGAGUUCCUAAUUUUCCAUUUUGUAGCUCACUCAUAACUUCUUUGAAUGUAAUUGUAUGUGUCUAAUAAACUCUUUAAAUGCUAGAAGUAUUUCAUUUGAUACUUAGAUUCUGAAAGCCCUUUGUUAUAAAGGGAAGUGAUUUUCUAAAUUUUGGUAGCAGCUUGAAAACAAGCACCAAAAUGUAAAAUUGCAUGGUAUUUUUAUUCACUAAUUUUUUUUGCAAAGUUAUGUGCUAGCAAAAUGUUUGGAAUUGCUAUUUUCUGUUAGCUUGGUAUAAAUGGCUUAGACUAAGUAUAUGUAUGUGAUAUGAUCUAUGUAUACUUGUGGCUAAACUGCUAAUGGGCAAGAUUGUUGGUUUUUCUGAUCCUGAGCAUACGUCAAGUUCAUCCCAUGAUUAUUUUUUGUUAUGAGCUAUUGCUGAUGUGAUGCUACCUCUUAGAUGCACCACCAGUAUAAAGCUAAAUUGAGAAAGAACAACUCUCCCUUUUGGUCCAUGCCAGACUGGUUUGUCAGCUUUAGUUGUUUCUUAGUGCUCUACAGCCAUGCCACACUGGCUCUAAUCAGGAAACUAUUUAUAUUCUUCCUUCUUCUGUGUCCCUAUUCAUUUUGUAAUUCUAUUUUAGGUGGUUAUAUAGUAGUUACUUGGGUAGCCUGUUUUCUUUUGUUUUCUUGUGUCAAGCUCAGUGUUGUUGUUUUGUGAUCAGCACCGCUUUAGAACUGGCAGACCUUAGAAGAGAUUUCAGCAAGCUGCUCUAGGGUAGGGGCCAUUAUUUCUUUAUUCUGUACUAGUGCCACAAGAGGAUGCCUUGUAACUGCUUUUUGGUCAUGAUAGUGAUAAUGAAUCCAUUCAUGUAAAAUGCAAUAUGCCUGUUAGUUUGGGGCACCCGAGGCUCAGUAGAGGUUUAGUAUGAUGCCUUCCCUCCCUUCUCUUUCAGUUAUGAAGAAGCUAAUUCCUAGCACAGCACGACUGCCCAUAGCCUGUUUUCUGCUGAUAUCUCCUUGUAGAGGAGGGCAGACAGUUUUUUCUUAGUGC
Messenger RNA from Propithecus coquereli (Coquerel's sifaka), 1931 nucleotides. RefSeq names its product bromodomain and WD repeat-containing protein 1-like. Gene Ontology annotation, biological process: regulation of cell shape; regulation of transcription by RNA polymerase II; cytoskeleton organization. Bases 280 to 642 code for a protein of 120 amino acids. Gene Ontology annotation, cellular component: nucleus. Lineage: Eukaryota; Metazoa; Chordata; Mammalia; Primates; Indriidae. The record is from RefSeq and is a predicted model, not a curated record. The transcript is spliced from 5 exons.